AUGAACUCCUGUGUCUUUACACUUAUCUGGGGUUCCCUCCUCAUCCUCAGUCGUUGUGGUUUUGCCCGUGGUUCUUGUGACACAUACACAAACGUAACCGACACAUGGCGCAACAAAUAUUUCACAUCAUCUUCCUUCACUGGUUACCCAAACAAUGAUGCUCCGCUUAUUGGGAGUUGGUGCCGCUUCACUGGGAUUGGUGGAGACACUGUCAUUACAUCCUGCCUUAAUGGCCCUAUCGGUGGCACCUUAUACCCAAUUUAUCUUUCCUUCAACCAUCCAACAACACCAAAUGUAACAACAACUGGGACUGCAUCAAGUAGUGGCUUAAGCUGCGGUGUGUACACUAUUGGAAUAAGUGUGAUCCUCUGUCCUGGAGGAUUCUACAUAUACAAACUGGACAGUCACUCGCUGGGCAGUAUGGCUUUUGUAACCUAUCAUUCCGAGUGUAACACAGACUCCUGUGGCCCACUUGGGAACUGUUCUGAUGGGGGCUGUCGUUGUGUGUCUGGGUAUGAAAUCCCUUCAGACCACCGACCCACCACAGAGUCCUAUGGCUGUGUUGACAUCGAUGAAUGUGUGCAGACUGCAGGCAUUUGUGGUUCAUACUCCACUUGUACCAACACAAUUGGAACAUACAGCUGUGCCUGUGUGAUUGGAUUCCAAGCUACAGAUCUGGAAUUAUCACCUGGAAACACCAACCCUUGCAUAGAUAUUGAUGAAUGUCUUACAAAUAUCUGUGGAGAUGAUGGGGUGUGUACCAACAACAUAGGAAGCUUUUUCUGCACAUGCAAUCCUGGCUACGAAGUUGUAGCUAAUGCAACACCUAUUUGCCAAGAUAUUGACGAAUGUCUCGACCUCAAAAUCUGUGGCCCCAAAUCUGUUUGCGCGAACAUACCUGGCGCUUAUACCUGUUCCUGUAAAUUGGGUUAUGCAUCAACAAUACGAGAAGAGGAGCCCAGCAAGACCAACAUCUGCAUUGAUAUUGAUGAGUGUUUAGAAGAGGCCGGGAUCUGUGGUCCUAAUGCCAACUGCUCAAACUCAAUUGGAUCCUAUUACUGUACCUGCCACUCUGGUUAUCGGCUGACCAACGCAGCCGAAAUAGCCAGCGUACAAAACCCAUGCAUAGACAUAGACGAGUGCAAAGAGACCCCAGACAUAUGUGGUGACCUAACAGUGUGUACUAAUUCACCAGGGUCAUUCUUUUGUUCUUGCUCCGAUGGAUUCUACCCAUCCACAGGAAUCUUGUGGAUAAUGAAUAUUUCAUAUUGUAAAGAUUUACAGUUAGUUCUAAAUGAGAUGAAUAUCACGGAGGGACAGACCAAAGAGAAAAAAUUCCUUGAUGAAAUGGGAGACCAACUGACAGAGAAUAAAAACAUAAUGUUACCACCAGCAACUGUGGCAAACGGCUUCUCAGCAUCAAUGGAAGUGUCAGGUGUCGGACCACGUGCCCGCUCAAAUACAGUGAGUAGUGAAGGUAACGCUAAGAUCGGCAGUUUGAUUCUGGGCCUCUCGGCUCGCUUAGUGACAGCGAUGGUGGUACCGGGUCAGGAACCAAACGAGACGGUCGUGAGGAGUCCGACAGUGGAUUUAAUGCUGCAAACUCUUGGACCUGGAGAGAGCAAUAAAGACAGCUCCCUCCUCUCAGCAAAUGGGAACACCAUGCAGAUCAACCUGGAAGGUCUGGCCAAAAACAACAAUGAUUCUGCUUCUGCUGCCUUCUUUACAUUGAACGGGAUGGAGAGUCUGCUCAGUCAUCAAUACUUUACAACAGAAAACAGGACAGAGAUGUACUCGGACGUCAUCAACGCUUUUCUGCCCUUGUCGAACAACACCAACCUCACACAGCCGGUCAAUUUCACCAUCUAUCACAAGAAGCGAGCAAUAAGUGAACCUGGCUUGGUGACCUGUGUUUACUGGGAGGGAAAUUCAGAUGAAGAAAGUACACUGCACUGGUCAGUCGAUGGCUGUUCAGUUGCAUUUACUAACGAGAACUACACUGUGUGCAGCUGCUCCCAUCUUUCCACAUUUGCCCUCAUCCUGCAGAUUUGGGAGCCUCCACCAAGUGAUCCUUUCUUAGACUGGCUGGGUCGUGUGUGUGUUAUUAUUGGACUGUUUUUCUUUGGACUGGCCAUCCUCACGUUCCUGUUGUGUAGCUGGAACCCCAAGAUCAACAACACGGCCCGUCUCCACCUCUGUCUCAACCUUGCCAUGUCUCAUCUACUGCUGCUAUGGAAUGACAGAUAUGUUGAUCAGGAGCUGGCCUGCAUCGUCAUGGCUGGGGUUCUUCACUUUUUAAUAGUGGCAAGUUUUGUGUGGAUGCUGCUGGAAGCGUUCCAGCUCUACCUGCUGGUUCGACGACUCACCAAGGUGCAGGUCAUCCAGAGAGAUGGCCUCCCCAAACCACUCCUCUACCUGAUUGGCUAUGGUGUGCCAUUUGUGAUCGUGGGUGUUUCAGCACUGGUGUAUUCUGAUGGAUAUGGUGCCACUGGAGCAGAUGUGUGCUGGCUGUCAAACAAGCGCAACUUUAAUUGGGCUUUGACAGGACCAGUGAUUGCCGUCCUUGGACUUAACUGCAUCUUGUUCUUGGCUACUUUAUGGAGUCUGAGACCCACUUUGGCCAACAUGAAGAGUGAUGUCUCUCAGUCCAAAGACACAAGGUUGAUUGUGUUCAAGAUCCUGGCCCAGUUUGUCAUAUUGGGCUGUACCUGGAUUCUGGGCCUGUACCAGACUAAUCUCUUCUUUCAGGUCCUUUUCAUAGUGCUGAACUCCCAGCAAGGCACCUUCCUCUUCAUUGUUCACUGUGUGCUCAAUAAGGAGGUCAGAGAGGAAUACAUCAAAUUGCUGACCUGCUCCUUUAAUAAGCCCAAGCCAGAAGGAGACUCUGUGAAAGAUGUUCCGUCAAUCUCUGAGGACAUGGACAAGGCUGAGGAGUAGACACAUGAAUGGCGAUGGACUAAGUUUGCAUCCCCAAGACAAAGAGGACAAAUGCAAACCUCAUUUACUGUCCAACUAUUAGUCAUUCCAUAUGUCCGAAUAUGUCUCUGUGUGAAAAUGUCACGUAAAAGCUUUGACAACUGUUAUUGCGGUCGUUUUCCAUUUUAUCUAGAAACCUUAUUUUCACGUAAUGCAAUAGCCUUUAGGACUUUCCUGUACAAAGACUAUAAUAUCAAUCACUGACCGUGAUGAGAUGGUUGAGCGAUCAACCAAAGACAAAGAUUACAGGUGAAUGUAUGAAAACGUCCUCAAGGAUGCGUAAUCUGGAUUUAGGAACGAGGUCGUGAAGUAAAGAAACAAAGAUAACUGAUGAAUUAUCUCUGUUUUGUGGCGUGUGUUUGAACAAAGAAGUCUGACAUCUUGUCUUUGUCUUAUGGUUGUAGCCGCCGGCCAUUUUCACAAUGAGUGCUGAAAGUCAAAUGAGUUCACUCUGAAUCGUGCUAAUGUGCUCAAAUAAGUAGAGUGGAGUUUGUGUAGUUUGAUGCAACAAUACAGUCGCUAUCACUGCCAUUAGUCUAUAUUUCAGUUUAACAGUUUCGCUCCUUUUUAUCGCUUAUUGUAACAGCUUGUGAUAAACUGCUUCUAGUGUACAAAUGUAGCGCACGCUGAAUCUUGAGUCCCAUUGUGACACUUGUUAAAAGGCUGCCGUAACUCAUUUGCUUGGGUUUUGGAGCUGUCGUCAACAACGCAGUGACAAACCCUCAGUUUGUGAACUGUAAAAACAUUCAAAUCUCAGUUUGUUUCUUUUUUUUUUCCCUCCAUUUGUAUUGUAUUUACAUGAGAGCUGAGGCUGCCUGUGUCAGAUUUUACUAGACAAAUUUGAAGGAAAGGCAAAGGCCUGUGUUUUCUCUGCAACUUGCAUCGUGUCUCACAAUAAAUCAGGGUUUUUACUGUGUAAUAUACAAUACAAUACACUGUGCUUUUAAUGUCUUUUAAUGACGUUUACUCUAAAAGUAAAUUCACUGGCAUUGCUGCAAACAAUCCCA
Molecule: messenger RNA, 3983 nt
Organism: Solea solea (common sole)
Lineage: Eukaryota; Metazoa; Chordata; Actinopteri; Pleuronectiformes; Soleidae
Product: adhesion G protein-coupled receptor E1-like
Exons: 23
Coding region: 1-2937 (978 amino acids)
Biological process (GO): adenylate cyclase-activating G protein-coupled receptor signaling pathway; cell surface receptor signaling pathway
Cellular component (GO): membrane
Molecular function (GO): calcium ion binding; G protein-coupled receptor activity
Source: RefSeq, a predicted model, not a curated record